Messenger RNA from Neoarius graeffei (lesser salmon catfish), 2007 nucleotides. RefSeq lists its product as uncharacterized. The transcript is spliced from 4 exons. Gene Ontology annotation, molecular function: nucleic acid binding. The record is from RefSeq and is a predicted model, not a curated record. Bases 580 to 1941 code for a protein of 453 amino acids. Gene Ontology annotation, biological process: DNA integration. NCBI's taxonomy places the organism in Eukaryota, Metazoa, Chordata, Actinopteri, Siluriformes, Ariidae.
AUAGAGUUUCAAAAGAUUUUUGUUCUUGUAAAGAACUAAAAAUGGCCAUUUGUGAAAUUGGAAGCAUUAGUAGGUGAUAAUUACUGGAAUCAAAACCUAGUUCAAUCAAAACAUCUUAUAGUUCAAAUUGCAUUACUGGAUUUGUAGCAGAUUCAGAGCCCAGUGGGGCUACCCAACUCCCUGGGGUCAAGCAGAUGAUGAUGGUGAGGACAAUGAUGAUAAAAAGUAGCAAAUGUCACAAGAGCAAUAAACAAAACCUCUUCCAAGCAGUGCAGAUUUCCCACCAUUAUGUUAUUUUAUCCACUUUGCUUCAACCAAUCACCAGCAACUAUCAUUUAGGAAAUCUUUGUCCUAUUAAUUUGCUCAUACCCAUCUGAAUGCGCUAUUAAUCAUGGGAAACACGUCUGAUCACAAAAAUGGGGGACUUAUACACACAUACAUACACAUACAUUACAAUAAGAAAUGUAAUUUGUUGCCCCCCCAAAUAAACCAAAUGCCCACCCAAGCAUGACAUCCUGGCAACGCCUCUGGUCGGUUGUCUUCGUGUCCACUGUUCCACGGUUAUAAUAACUGGCAAACAUGUCGGACUCAUUGGCAGAAAGCAUCAGCAGAGCAGUUCUGGUGGCUAUUCAAAACUUCUCUGCAGGGACGACAGCGACAGCAAACCCCACAGGGCUACCACAGGCCAGCUUGGCUUCCACCAGUGACAGUUACACACCUGGGCCAGCCACACCCACCACCUCCACUGCAACAUCACACCACUCGGGCCCCAGCACCGGUGCUACCAUACCUUCAGCAACAGGCCUUGCCCCAAUGACCUGUGUCUCGAAUGACUUCCAACAAAGACAUCAGAUUUCCCAAGAGGAGCUUGAAAAUAUUCUUUCACUAAGAACAACCUUCACAGAAGCAGCAUCUAUUCUUUCAAUCUCAAGGCCAACUUUCUACAAGUUACUGCAAGACUUUAAUAUCCCGACUUCAAAAUUUAAUAACAUCACUGAUCAACAACUGGAUCUUGAAGUGUCACAAAUAAGAACGGAACACCCAAAUGUUGAAGUAAUGCUUAUGGGGCAUCUUCGCUCUAAAAACAUUGUGGUACAAAGACACCGUCUAAGAGAUUCAUUGCGAAGGAUAGACCCAAUUGGUGUCCUGGACAGGAGAAGACCAGCAAUAGCUCGCCGAGUAUACUCUGUCCCACAUCCAAAUUUCAUAUGGCAUGUGGAUGGAAAUCAUAAGUUGAUUAGGUGGAAAUUGGUUGUUCAUGGUGCCAUAGACGGCUACAGUAGGAUGUUGAUAUUUCUUCGCUGCUCCAACAAUAACCGUUCUGAAACUGUGAAAGAGCUCUUUCAUGCAGCUGUUGGACAGUUUGGCAGACCACUACACAUCAGGACUGAUCACGGAGUAGAGAACAUUAAGAUUUGGGAGGACAUGCAUGCGAGCAGGGGUGAAGGCUCUGUCUUAACAGGAAACUCUGUACACAACCAGCAGAUAGAGCGUUUUAACCAAGAUUUGAACAAAAACUGCAGCCAGAUUUAUGCACCCAUUUUUUAUGAACUGGAAUCCCUGGGUAUCCUAGACAUAGACAAUGCAACAGACCUAUUUUGUCUCCAUUAUGUCUAUGUACCCAGAAUCAACCGCACUUUAGAUGAAUUCAGAGCUGGGUAUAACAAUCACUCAGUGUCAUCUGAAGGAAAUAGAACACCAGUACAGCUUUUUACUCUGGAAAGUGAUUUGCAGUAUCUUCAAAACACAGAACUUCCAGCAGCAGGGGUAGUUUUUUGUUCCCCACCUCCAAACUCUCAAAGAGGAUUUUCCCCACUGAAUGACAGGGAUUUGCAAGAACUGAGUGCUGCUAUUAACCCUCUUGAAAAUGACAACAACAGUGGCAAAACAUUGUUUCAGAGAGCCCAACAGUUUAUUUUUGAUAAACUUGUAAAUGUGUGAUCUCAAACUGGACAACCACUAAAUGAGUUUUUUAUGUGUAGCAUGAUAAAGAAUGUAAUGCGAGAA